Molecule: messenger RNA, 272 nt
Organism: Eublepharis macularius
Lineage: Eukaryota; Metazoa; Chordata; Lepidosauria; Squamata; Eublepharidae
Product: transcription elongation factor 1 homolog
Exons: 1
Coding region: 1-252 (83 amino acids)
Biological process (GO): transcription elongation by RNA polymerase II
Cellular component (GO): transcription elongation factor complex
Molecular function (GO): RNA polymerase II complex binding
Source: RefSeq, a predicted model, not a curated record
AUGGGCUGCCGGAAGUCAAAGCGAAAGCCUCCACCCAAGAAAAAGAUGACUGGCACGCCUGAGACCCAGUUUACUUGCCCCUUCUGUAACCAUGAGAAAUCCUGUGAUGUUAAAAUGGACAGGGCUCGGAAUACAGGUGUGAUAUCUUGUACUGUGUGCCUGGAAGUAUUUCAGACCCCUACAACAUAUCUUUCGGAACCUGUGGAUGUUUCCAGUGAUUGGAUAGAUGCUUGUGAGGCAGCCAAUCAGUAGCAGGGACUGGAGAAGAAUGU